Messenger RNA from Caenorhabditis auriculariae, 599 nucleotides. NCBI's taxonomy places the organism in Eukaryota, Metazoa, Nematoda, Chromadorea, Rhabditida, Rhabditidae. The record is from the annotation of a GenBank genome assembly.
AUGACGACGGAAAAACCUGACGUCUCGAAAGCAGAAGAACGCGAGAUCGACAAAGAAUAUCUUGCUUCUUUAGGUGUGAAACCUGAUUUUCCUUCUUUCUAAAUUAUAUAUUCAGAAAAAAAGUUGAAGUCAUUAAAGGAUCCUAAAAAGAUCACUACCAAGACUUUUCUUAGUGAUCUUGCGAAUCAUCGAGAUAAUCAGGUUUUUUUUACGAAUUAAUUAUUCAAUGGAAAAUUCUGAAGCUUUUCAAUCUUCUCUCCGCUUCCUCAAGUCAGACGACCUCAAAUCCAGACGUCCCUCUAGAGUUUGAAGACAAUUUCACUGACACUCCAAUCGCACCAAACUACUUGCGAAGAAAAGUUGCCCCACAAACGUGUGCAAUAAAUAAACAAGAACUUGCACAUCUCGUCAAGCACGAUUUGACUCAGGUACUCGGAAUUUUACAUUUAUUUUUUUUUUUCAGUUUUUCUGUUUAGAAAGUCCACGACAUAUUCUUGCAACUGGAUCAAACUUCUGAGGAUAGGCUUGAAAGCGAAAAAAUUAUUAAAGAACUCAGAGAUUUGGCCGAUGAGUUGAAGAAAGAGAAAGACGAAGCCUAG